This is a messenger RNA of Fusarium poae, 954 nucleotides long. RefSeq lists its product as uncharacterized. Bases 1 to 954 code for a protein of 317 amino acids. The record is from RefSeq and is a predicted model, not a curated record. NCBI's taxonomy places the organism in Eukaryota, Fungi, Ascomycota, Sordariomycetes, Hypocreales, Nectriaceae. The transcript is spliced from 7 exons.
AUGUUCUCACGCAUCUCUCAGAUCACUCGCCAUCUCUCAGUCCCCAUCGCGAAUAACACCAGACGAUUUGCUCUUGGACGAAUCAUGGCUCCUGUAUCGGCAGAUGAGCGCAACUCGCGCACUAUUUCCACAGCAGCCUGCUUAAUCAUUGGAGAUGAGGUCCUAGGCGGAAAGACGGUUGAUACCAACUCUGCCUACCUUGCCAAAUGGUGCUUCAACCUCGGUAUUGUACGUAUGGGUGCUGAGUAUCGUUUGAGUGGUGGAAUUGGACCCACACACGACGAUAUCACCUAUCAAUCUAUUGCCACAGCCUUCAACCUGCCUCUCAAGCUUCACCAGGAGACCUUUGAGAAGAUGAAGCUUCUUUCAAAGCCUCACCCCAACCAGCCCAAGUUCGACUGGGAAGUUGAUUCACCCGCCAGAAGAGCCAAGCUUCGCAUGGCAGAACUGCCAAUGGAUGAAUCACGGGAUCUCAAGAAGCAGGCCCUCUUUCCUCAGGAAGACCUCUGGGUUCCCGUGGCAGUUGUAAAUGGAAACAUCCAUAUCCUUCCAGGCGUCCCCAGACUUUUCCAGAGACUUCUGGAAGGACUAAAGCCUCACGUUCUACCCCGACUUACUGAUCCUGAGGGUAAAGGCACGCACAGAGUUCUGUUCUCUACUCCCAUCCCUGAGAGCGGUGUUGCCGAAUUCCUCACGACUCUGGCGGCCAAAGUUGAGCCCAAGGGUGUCAAGGUGGGAAGUUACCCUCGUUGGGGCAAGGAGAAUAACACAGUAACUCUUGUUGGAAGGGACUUGAAUUAUCUCGAGAGUCUCGUCGAGGAAGUGGAAGCUGGUAUCCAGGGCAUGCGAGUCACCGCCGAAAGUGACACGGAAGAAGACCCAAAACAGAUCAAGAAGCAGGCAACCGAAGAUGCGGACAAGGAUACAGCAAAGCAAGUUGCUCAGAAACCUUGA